AUCCAGCUUUCACCUGUCGAUUCGGAGCAUUCGGAGUCGAACAAUCGAGUGCCCGGAGUGCCCAGGGGUUAAUAAUGAGUGACGGAAAGGUGAAUGAUGUGUCCUGGGCAUUAAAAAUUCUGGAGAGAGAGCCUGAUUACGUCGAAUCUGUCUGGACCAGGUACUUUCAUCAAGCAUGGUGCACCAUGUUCGGUGUUUUAAUACCAGUCAGCGGGAAUUUCUUGUACAGGAGACCCGUCUGGGCAGGAAUUCAAACUCACAUCACCCUGGGGUUAAUUGGCUUGGGAGUUGGAACGUAUUUGAGGCAACGUGAGAGAAGGAUCUUGGGUGAGAGGGAUGCUAUCCUGAGAGACUACAUCAUUCGUCAUCCUGAAGAUUUUCCACCGCCAGAGCGCAAGAAAUGGGGCGAAGUACUGGUCGAGUGGUUGCCCAUGCGUUAGAUCAACUGUAAUUUUUUUUAUUAGACUAUUAUGAUUAAUGAAAUGUCCAGCUCUGUACAUUUGAGUAUGCGAAUGAAUAGACGGAAAGAUCCCCUGUAAAUGAAGCCGAAGAAAAUACAAAAUUAUUCGAAAAC
Messenger RNA from Diachasma alloeum, 574 nucleotides. It is a transcript of the gene ND-B14.5B, whose product is annotated as NADH dehydrogenase [ubiquinone] 1 subunit C2. The record is from RefSeq and is a predicted model, not a curated record. The transcript has 3 exons. Gene Ontology annotation, cellular component: mitochondrial inner membrane. NCBI's taxonomy places the organism in Eukaryota, Metazoa, Arthropoda, Insecta, Hymenoptera, Braconidae. Bases 75 to 440 code for a protein of 121 amino acids. Gene Ontology annotation, biological process: mitochondrial electron transport, NADH to ubiquinone.